AACGUAUAUUGCUUGUUCAAUACGAUAGAAAGCACAUUUGCAGUUGAACUGCCAAUUGAUCAAGUGCUACAAAAGUUUAACAAUUCCACCACGAAAAGACCAUGUCGGAAAGUAAUGAAAGCAUCUUAAAGUCCAUUUUGGAAAAUCCAGCUGUUACGGUUUUCCCAUUUAAUUCUUACGCCGCAUCGUACAUCUUUAAGUUGAUGAGCAAUACAAAUCAACAAAUACGCCAAAAUGAGAAUGAAACUACAGAAAGCAACCAGAUUAAGGAGCAAACUAGCAGGGAUACCGACGACAUGCUGACGAUGGAGGCUGACAUGAAGGGGGGAAUUUUACACGCCACAAUGCCCCCGCACCAUCCCUCAUCGUUGCAUUCACACGGUGGAUCACCGUAUGGAUCCCUUGGGCCGCUGAGUAUGAUGAACUUGGGGCAGUCUCAGCUGGCACAAUCGCAGAUCACCCAUCAGCCGCAUAUGGCGCACAUGGCGUCGCAGCACAACAAUAGUGCUGCUGCAGGGCUCAUGGCAAGUCAUCAGCAACAUCAGGCAACACACAAUGCCCACUCAUCACCCCUACAUGGGCAGCAACAGUCCUCGGGACUCAGCCCCAAUACAUCCCACCCGAAUCAGCCGCAACAGCAACCACCUCAAACAAAUCCAUCCUCUGUUAUGGGUGGUGGGCAUCAUAUCUCUGCCACUGGGCAGACAACGGGGCACCCUCAUGGUGGAUUGACAAACACAAACAACAACAACAAUACAUCAAGUAAGAACCAGAAUGUUGAUCGUGUAAAACGUCCCAUGAAUGCAUUUAUGGUGUGGUCACGUGGGCAGCGGCGUAAGAUGGCAUCGGACAACCCCAAGAUGCACAAUUCGGAGAUUUCAAAGAGACUAGGGGCACAGUGGAAGGAUUUGUCAGAGACGGAGAAGAGACCCUUUAUCGAUGAAGCCAAGAGAUUGCGUGCCGUGCAUAUGAAGGAGCAUCCUGACUACAAAUACCGACCACGUAGGAAAACAAAAACUCUCACGAAGAAUAAGGAGAAGUAUCCAUUGGGUGUUGGGACGCUAUUGCAAACAAGUGAUCCAAGUGCUAUUCGCAAUACAUCAACAAUUUCGGCCGUACAGCAAGCUGCCGUCGCGAACAGGGAUAUGUAUCAGAUGCCACCAAAUGGCUACAUGCCCAAUGGUUAUAUGAUGCACGAUCCGACGGCGUAUCAAUCUGCCCAACAUAAUGCCUACAUGAGCAAUUACCACCGAUACGAUAUGGCACAAAUGCACAAUGCCAGUAACAUCAACUACAUGGGUUCAGGAGCAUACGGGAUGUAUGGAACGGUGUCGGGUGGGCAGACAAGUCCCUACCAAUCUGGUGGUGGUAGUGGGAAUUCCGUGCAACAACCAGGAAGUCCCUACAGUGGGUUGUCGCAACAGCAACCGGGAUCUCCGUAUGGUGGAAUGAAUCAGCCUGGAUCCCAAAUGUCAUGCCAAAGCCACAGCCCAAGUGAUACGAGUAUCAAAUCAGAGCCCGUGUCACCAGGCCCAAUGCAUCCUGCGUCCCAGAGUGCUGGGAAUAACAAUCUCAUGAAGCGUUCCAGUGAUUAUCAGCCUGAAAUUACGAAUCUCAUGACAAUGUAUGGUAUCUCGCAAGAUCCCAUGACAACGGCUGCUGUUGAGCAUCAGCGAAGUUUGAUGUAUCAACACAAUAGUGUGUCACCGGAUUUGCAGGCACAGCAGCAGCAUCAGCAGCAAUCACUGAGAACGAUGGCCCCAUUGGCGCACAUGUGAGACCAGGCCACAAGUCUCCUCUAUCGCCACCACCAUCAUCAUCACAUCCAAGACAAUUCCCUAAUGGACAUCUCAUCUUUAUAAUCACGUGACUUCCACAGAUUUUACAGCAAGAGAGCAUAAAAGGGGGAGGAAGAGUGUCUUGCUUUUCCAUAUUAUACACAACAAAAUUUCCUUCAAAGGAAAUACAUACAUACAUCUUAUCGUUUUGGAAAUGGACUAACAAAAGGAGACUCCAGGAAAUCCCGUCGGGAAGUUAUGUCUGUGACAUAUGGAAAAUAUAUAUGUACGUACAUAUAUAUUUCAGACUUGGGGGAUGGAAGUCUUCAGUGAUUGAAAUCGUAAUAUUUAAAAGCUAUAUACAUACAUUUAUUCUAUAUUUAAAAAAAAAGAAAAGAAAAUGAAUGAACUUUUGAAGUAAAUAAUUCGGCAUUCUUGCCAAACAAUGAAUGCAAUUAUUCUAAUAAUCUUUAAACACACCCACAAAAAAAUGAAAUAUUAUUUGUAUAAUGAAUUAUUGAAUUUACUAUUUUUUCUCACACAGUAUAAAUGGUCAUUAUUAUUAAAUGUAAUUCAAUGAAGAAAAAAAAAUAAUAUGUGAACAAUGAGUGAUGGCAUUUUUGAAAGAAAAUCUCUUUGAUAAGAAAAAAAUGUUAACAGCGCGGUACUUCGAGACAACUAAAAUGGAACUUCUCAAAAAUAAAAGGUGAAUAAAUUUUCAUUUCAAUUCUA
Molecule: messenger RNA, 2510 nt
Organism: Lutzomyia longipalpis
Lineage: Eukaryota; Metazoa; Arthropoda; Insecta; Diptera; Psychodidae
Gene: SoxN
Product: transcription factor Sox-1a
Exons: 3
Coding region: 102-1778 (558 amino acids)
Biological process (GO): anatomical structure morphogenesis; cell differentiation; regulation of DNA-templated transcription
Molecular function (GO): RNA polymerase II cis-regulatory region sequence-specific DNA binding; DNA-binding transcription factor activity, RNA polymerase II-specific
Source: RefSeq, a predicted model, not a curated record